Molecule: messenger RNA, 2491 nt
Organism: Centropristis striata (black sea bass)
Lineage: Eukaryota; Metazoa; Chordata; Actinopteri; Perciformes; Serranidae
Gene: cndp1
Product: carnosine dipeptidase 1
Exons: 12
Coding region: 138-1622 (494 amino acids)
Biological process (GO): proteolysis
Cellular component (GO): cytosol
Molecular function (GO): dipeptidase activity
Source: RefSeq, a predicted model, not a curated record
AAUGUUUGACUGUGUGACCCUGGGGCCCAGUAGGAGUGUGAUAUGAAGGCAGGGUUUAUAAAUGUCCAGGCACCAGUACAGGUCACAGUCUGCCUGCCUGCCUGAGGAGACUGUCACACAGCUCCAGCAGAGACAAGAUGAAUCUUCCCGUUUUGCCCUCCAUACUGUUGCUCAUUUCUACUGUCCAUGCCUUCCAGUAUACGGAGCUUGCUCAGUACAUUGACAACCAUCAAGAAGAAUAUGUGGAGACUCUGGCGGACUGGGUUGCAAUUGAAAGCGACUCCAGCAACAUCUUGAAGAGACCAAAUCUGCACCGCAUGAUGGAGGUGACGGCUCAGAAGCUGAGGCUGAUGGGAGGGACUGUAGAGCUGGUGGACAUCGGAGAACAAGAACUUCCUGAUGGCCAGACGCUGGCCCUGCCCAAAGUGGUGACGGCUCAGUUUGGCAAUGACUCAAACAAACACACAGUGUGUGUCUACGGCCACGUUGACGUCCAGCCAGCAAAGCUAGAGGACGGCUGGGCAACAGACCCCUACAACCUGACGGACAUCAACGGUAACAUGUAUGGAAGAGGAGCAUCGGACAACAAGGCCCCAGUUUUAGCCUGGAUCCAUGCAGUAGAGGCUUACCAGGCCCUCAACAUGGAGCUGCCAGUAAAUGUGAAGUUUGUCAUUGAGGGUAUGGAGGAGACGGGCUCCAAUGGCCUGGACGCCAUGAUUCUGGCCCAGAGAGACACCUUCUUCUCUGACGUGGAUUACAUCAUCAUCUCAGACUGCGGCUGGCUCAGCAGACGGCCGGCCCUCACCUACGGCACCAGAGGAAACUGCUACUUCUUUGCUGAGGUUGAAGGACCAAAACAGGACUUACAUUCUGGAGUUUAUGGGGGCACUGUGAUUGAACCAAUGACUGACCUCAUUGGAAUUCUUGACACACUGAUCAGCCCCAGUGGUAAGAUCCUGAUUCCUGGGAUCAGGGAGGCUGUGGCUCCCCUCUCUGAUGAGGAAUGGAAAAUGUAUCAGGACAUCCAGUUUGACAUUGAAAGCUUUAAGAAUAAAACUGGUGUUAACCAGCUCAUGUACAGCAAUAAGGUGGAUUUGUUAGCCCACAUGUGGCGCUACCCCACUGUCACCAUCCAUGGCAUUGAAGGGGCCUUUUCUGACCCGGGCACAAAGACGGUCAUCCCUGCUAAGGUCAUCGCUAAGUUCUCUAUUAGACAAGUUCCCGACAUGGACCCAGCCAUGGUCAAGAAACAGGUAACAGACUAUCUUCACUCAGUGUUUGCAAAGCGGAAGAGUCCCAAUAAGCUGAAAGUCACGAUGGUGAUCGGUGCCAAGCCUUGGCUGGCUGACACUAAGCAUCCUUUAUAUGAGGCUGGGAAGGCUGCUGUCAAGAGAGUUUUUCAGAUGGAUCCUGAUCUGAUACGUGAGGGCGGGACCAUCCCAAUAGCCAGAAACUUCCAGGACGUGACAGGAAAAAGCAUCAUCAUGAUGCCCAUCGGCGGCUUUGAUGAUGGGAUGCACUCCCAGAAAGAGAAAAUUAGCAGGUACAACUAUAUUGAGGGAACCAAGUUAUUCAUCUCCUUCCUGCAUGAAGUAUCCCAGAUUAAGAAGACCAGUGUGUGAUGUUUCACUGCUACAGUGAGCUCUCAUCGACACAAGCCUGUUUUUUUUCACUGUGCCUUCAUCUUUCUUUUACCUAUCUUGUUGUCAGACAGUACUGUAAGUGUGAGGGUGUUUGUGUCAUGUAGUAAAAGUUAUACAAUGCAACAACUGUGUAGUUUAUUUCUUGACGAAAGAGUCAAAAUAUUCCUUUAUGAUUGUUAAAGUCACAAAAAGACAAAGACACAGAUAUUGUUAUUUCAGUGAUGAGAUGUUUAUCACAACAUUUCCUGAGGUAAUGUAGUUGACCAUCAACAUUGUUAAUAAAAGUUUUGCAAGACAUCUCACAAAGGGAUGUAGUGUUAAAUGUAGCAUUUGGAAAGAGAAGGGUGUGACCAGGCAGAAUCACACCAGGACACUGUGGUUAUGUGGUGUGCACCUUUGUAACCAUCAGGCUUGUUUCUCCAAUCAACAGUACUGUUUCUUGAAUUGUGCACCAGUCUGUCUUAUUCUUUAUACUGCAAGAUGCUGACAACUUUUUACAGUCAGCAUCAAGCAUCUGUGAGGCAUCAUGCAGCAACAUUAUCUCAUAUUUUCUCUUAAUUUUUCUGAAGAGAGAAGUCAAAGAGAAGUCAACUCAAGAUGCACCAAACAUUUUUCACCAUCCAAAUGUGCUCUUACCCAGGUGUUUUGAAUGAGGAAUCCUACUUAAUCAUAUUUUUUAUUAGCAUAGGUAACAACCAUACAUUCUAUAUAUAGGGGCAGGUGUUGUGCCAUGUGCAAAUAGUCUGGCAUAUGAUCAAGAGUUGGUUAGAUGGCACCGACAAAAGGCUGUAAGAAGUAUCAACAUACUGUAACAUAAACUUCAACAAAGUAAAGAGGAUUUUCCAGAG